Molecule: messenger RNA, 2823 nt
Organism: Neohortaea acidophila
Lineage: Eukaryota; Fungi; Ascomycota; Dothideomycetes; Mycosphaerellales; Teratosphaeriaceae
Product: armadillo-type protein
Exons: 2
Coding region: 1-2823 (940 amino acids)
Biological process (GO): protein import into nucleus
Cellular component (GO): cytoplasm; nucleus
Molecular function (GO): nuclear import signal receptor activity; small GTPase binding
Source: RefSeq, a predicted model, not a curated record
AUGGGGUGGCAACCGCAGCCUGAGCCGCUAGGCCAGCUCACCCUGUACCUUCGAGACUCUUUUAGUGGACACGAUGCGGCCGCACAGAAGAAUGCGGAGCAGAUGUUGAAACAAGCAAAGGAGUCUCCCGACAUCAUCAACUAUCUGACUUUCAUCUGCGUCACAUCGGCAAACCCCACCGAAUACACCAAAGAGAUAUGGCAUGCCGCGCGAUCGGCUGGUGCGCUCCUACUCAAGAACAGCGUGAAGACGUCGUACAAGUCAAUAUCAGAGGACAACCAGUCGUACAUGAAAUUACACCUUCCGGCAGGCUUGCAGGAUCCCAAUGCACAGAUCCGGAACUUUGUGGGCAAUGCCGUCACCGAGAUCGUGCGGCAAGGAGGUGUCGUGGGCUGGCCCGACAUCAUCCCGAGUCUGGUCUCCGUUCUGGAGAGCGCACAGGCAUCGGCAGAUGCUCAGGACGGCGCCAUGAGUACUCUCUUCAAGAUCUGCGAGGACAACAAAGCCAAACUCGACGAAGAGCAGCAUAACUCCCCACGGCCCCUCGCCUUUCUGUUGCCCAAGCUAUUGCAAUUCACCACCAGUCCCGAUGCGAAAAUCCGCUGGAGGGCCCUUUCCGCGGUCAACGUCUUUCUCACGGACCCCGCGGCGCUCACCGCGAAGGAGCAUAUCGAUGAGAUCUUGCCACGCAUCAUCCACCUGGUUGCCGACAGCAGUGAGGAUGUGCGCAGGUUCGUCUGCCGCUCGUUCGCACUCAUUGCCGAUGCCAUGCCAAACGUCCUCAUCCCACACGUCCAAGGCAUUGUCGACUACACUCUCUCCCAACAGACGGAAAUUCAGAAUCAAGAACUCGCACUCGAUGCGGCAGAGUUCUUCUUCGAGGCCAGCAGCGCACCUGCCCUCCGGGAUGCGCUUGGUCCAUAUCUUGACCGAAUCGUACCCGUCUUGUUGGACAGCAUGAUCUACAGCGAGGACGAUCAGCUGCGGUUAGAGGGCGACGAGGACGACGCUGAUACCGAAGACAAAGAAGAAGAAAUUCGGCCACAGUUUGCAACUGCAAAAUCUGCAAGGAGUGGUGUCCCGGACGCACCCUCCACGUCAGCCAACGGUCGCGACAAACCAUCAAUCAACGGCUAUGCGUACGAAGAUGACGGCGAGCUCAGCGAUGGCGAGAUUGAAGAGGACGAGGACUUUGACAUCGACCCGGAAGACGAGUGGAACCUGCGCAAGUGCUCCGCGGCGGCACUCGACAGUCUAGCCUUGCACUUCGGAGCGCCAGUGUUUGGCGUCACCAUUCCGUGGCUCAUGAACAAUCUCCAGCACAAGGACUGGCAGAAUCGCGAGGCCGCGGUGCUGGCACUGGGUGCAAUUGGCCCAGGGUGCAUGGACGAGAUUAAACCUCACCUGCCGCAGUUGAUACCGUACAUGACGACACUGUUGGAUGACCAGCAGCCUGUCGUGCGUCAAAUCACCUGCUGGGCGCUGAGCCGAUUUGCUGGCUGGGCAUCUCAAUUGGAGCCCGCUCCCAAACAGCAGCUGUUCGAGCCAAUGAUGGACGGCAUCUUACAGCGGAUGCUGGACCACAACAAGAAGGUGCAAGAGUCGGCAGCAUCGGCUUUUGCGACGCUGGAAGAAGCGGCUAAGACGGAGCUCGCGCCUUACUGCCAAAUCAUCCUCCAGCAGUUUGUGAAGUGCUUCGGCCGGUACAAGGACAAGAACACGUACCUGCUCUACGACUGCGUGCAGACCCUCGCUGAGCAUGCAGGGCCGACGCUCGCGCAGCCGGAGCUGGUCAAUCUCCUCAUGCCGGCAUUGAUUGCCAGGUGGCAGAAAGUGCCCGAUGGAUCACGAGAGAUGUUCCCGUUGCUGGAAUGUCUUGCCUUUGUGGCAACUGCAUUGGGCGCGGAGUUUGCUCCCUUCGCCGAGCCCAUCUUCCUGCGUUGCAUCAAGAUCAUCCAACAAAACCUGGAAGAAAGCGCCAAUGCAGACAGCGAGUGGCUGGAUCAGCCGGACAAGGAUUUUCUGGUGACCAGCCUCGACCUUGUCAGCAGCAUGAUUCAAGUAUUGAGCGAGCAGCAGAGCACCGCGCUGGCGAACUCGGCCAAGCCGAACGUGUUUGAGCUCGUGGCGUACUGCAUGAAGGACGUCAACAAUGAUGUCAAGCAGUCCGCCUACGCUCUGCUGGGCGACUGUGCAAUCUACCUAUUCCCCCUCCUACAGCCAUACCUUCCGACGAUCCUGGAACUCCUCAUCAACCAACUCGACCUCGAUCAAGCAAAUGACGACCCCGAAACGGCCUUCCGAGUCAUUAAUAAUGCUUGCUGGUCCUGCGGCGAAAUCGCCAUGCGACAAGGCCCAGGCAUGUCUCCGUAUAUCGACCGACUACUGCAGAAGCUGGCCAUCAUCAUGUUCAAUGACACCGUGCCGGAAUCGCUGAACGAGAACUCUGCGAUUGCGUUGGGCCGGUUGGGCAUAGGAUGCCAUCAGCAGCUGGCGCCGCACCUGCAGAACUUUGCCCUGCCUUUCCUCAAGUCGAUGCAAAAGGUCGGGUGGACGGACGAGAAGGGGCAUGCAUACAAGGGGUUUGGCCAGGUGGUGCUUGACAACCCGCAAGCGCUGGAGAACGGACUGUUGGACUUUUUCAUGGAGAUGGCCAACGCACCCGGCAUCUUCCUGACGGGCAUGCAAGACGAAGGGCCGCUGAAGGUGUUUGAGAAGGUGCUCGUGGAGUACAAACGGCUGAUUGGCGGCAAUUUCGACGACUUCCUACACCAUCUCCCGGCGCCGCAGGAGCAAGCGCUGAGGCAGCUCUACGUCUUUUGA